GAGAUGCAGCACUACAACAACAACUAUUACUACUAUUACAACUACAACUUGAGCUAUGAGCCGCCAGAGGAUCGAUCAAUGGGCGGCGGGGGUAAACGAGGCGGACGUCGCCUGCAGCAGCUGGUGCGAAGGACGCGGUACGAGCUGCAGCAAUGGCCGCUGCUCAUGCAGCUGCUCCUGUUCGUUCUUUGGCUAAAUGCCAAAUUCUGGCAGCUGGUCAACGAACAGGUCACCUACCGUCGCAGAAGGUGGCAUUGAGGAGGGGCGACUGGCGGCAGCAGGACAUCGGGUGUUGCUUGGUAUGAGUUCGAUCUAGGCUUAAGUUGUGAAAAUUAUGCCCACAGUCUUUACAAUCUCAUCUCAAUAAAAUUAAUCAAAAUGCGCUGCGUAGUGGAAGCAGCGAACCACA
Molecule: messenger RNA, 409 nt
Organism: Drosophila eugracilis
Lineage: Eukaryota; Metazoa; Arthropoda; Insecta; Diptera; Drosophilidae
Exons: 1
Coding region: 4-258 (84 amino acids)
Source: RefSeq, a predicted model, not a curated record